Diprion similis is the source of this 1782-nucleotide messenger RNA. RefSeq lists its product as uncharacterized. Gene Ontology annotation, cellular component: axonemal microtubule; ciliary basal body; cytoskeleton. NCBI's taxonomy places the organism in Eukaryota, Metazoa, Arthropoda, Insecta, Hymenoptera, Diprionidae. The record is from RefSeq and is a predicted model, not a curated record. The coding region runs from base 161 to 1687 and encodes 508 amino acids. Gene Ontology annotation, molecular function: microtubule binding. Gene Ontology annotation, biological process: microtubule anchoring. The transcript has 12 exons.
CAUAUUGCUUUCAUUUAUUUUUGUUUUCGGCGAAGUUCAAUUUUCUUGUCAGAACGUUUCCAUGUCGUGAAAUUCUAGGAAUUGUCUGGGCCUUUUUCCUUUUUAUUGCGUUUUAAAAUUUCAGCAUUUUACGUUCUACUGCUUAAUUCUUACUGGAACCAUGCUGAUCUGUCCAGCUGAACCGACUUCCGUCCAGCCACCACAAUCCAUCAUAGAAGUGAAGAACAAAAUUCGGCUUGGUCAUGACGAAUGUUGCACUUGCUGUUGCUGCUGUACACCGCAACCAAAGUGUCUCAAAUAUGUUCAACCGGAGAAAACUAAGUCCUUCGCCCCCAUGAGGUAUUACUACAAGCCGGAUGUCCCCAUGGAGGAUAACACGACGUAUCGUCUUUCGUAUUGGGAGGGUCCAAAUUCCCCUGUCGAGCCAUUUCACCCUCAGGAUAACUUGACUGUUGGAGGGGGCGAAUUGUCCGACGACACAACGCACCGGUUGAGCUAUCCGGGGAAUUGGUGCGUCAAACCGGAAGUCCCGAUAACGCCCUGCCAACGGCAAUUGCUUGGCAGAGGUCCGAUGCAGGAUGUUACAACCCAGAAGCACGACUACACAUGGAAGUUGAUUCCGCGUACCGAAUCGUUUAAACAUAAGUCAAACAUCUACUCCCCCUGCGCUACGAUGUCCGACGACACUACGUACCGAAUGAGCUACUACAACUACAAUUGCUUGACACCAAUCAAGUCGUACGCCCCCAUUAGAGAGUACUCAAAGUCUGACGUACCCAUGGACGGAUGCACAACCUAUAGACUCAGUUAUUGGCCCACAGUUGCACCACCCAAGCUCAUCACGAUAUGCUUCUCUUUAAUCCAGGAGGAAUAUCCUUGGGCUAAAAAAGGAGAGUAUCAUCCUCCGGUUAAUCCAAUGGACGGUUGCACGACCUACAAGUUGAGCUACUGGCCAAACUGUGACGCAAAGCCGAGGAAGCCGUUCUCGAUGCCCGACACAGAGAAUAUCUUAAAUGCGAAAUGCUGUUUCGACGACAACACAACUUACAGGCUAAGCUAUUUCGGAUGUGAAGCCGAUGCGAAAAGGGAGCCGAUACGACAGUCGGAGAACAUCACGCUGCCCAAUUGUCCUCUUUCCCACGACACUACAAAUCGGUUAAGUUAUCUUGGAAACUGGUGCGUGAAACCGGAAAAGCCGAUAACUCCCUGCACGAGACAGCUGCUCGGAAGAGGACCGAUGCAGGAAGUGACAACCCAGAAGCACGACUACACCUGGAAGUGUGCCCAGGGUGAUGGAGACAAGUUCAGACCGGUUGACAACCUCGAGUUUUCCCCGUUGCCGUUGGAAUGUUGCACGACACACCGACUAUCGUACAUGCCGAUAAACGAGAAGUCCCUUGUUCCUAUUAAAUCGUACGCGCCUGAGAGAAGGUAUUGGCGGUCCGAUGUUCCCAUGGAGGGAGAAACCACGAUGAAGCUGAGUUAUCAGCCCGUCGAAGUCGCCGAUAAGGUCGAGAAGCCUUGGGGUGCGAAGCCCGGUUAUCAUCCUCCAACGACCCCAAUGACCGAUUACACGACAUACAAUCUGAGCUAUAUUCCUCCAGGCACUCUGGUUCCUCUGCCAGAAGACGCACCGCCAUGUCCACCCUCGAAUGCGUGUAAACCCUGUGGGCAAUGCUGCAACUAGGAUCCGCGUGGUUCCAGGCUGAGAAGACGUUCACAAUUUCAUCUGACGCUGGCAUGAUUUUUAUAUAUUUUUACUCCCGUUUUUAUUGUCCUUUU